CCUGUGUGCGCCGCAAGCCAUCCGCCACUGGCCGAUUUUCCAGCGACUCCUAGGGAAAAUCAAUAGGGAGUUCGUCGAGGCGCGGCAGAGCGAGGCAGGAGGGAGAAUUUCUUCGAACUCUCUACGACGCGCUCGUACGGGCUCUGUCCACUACUCCCGGAAAAUUUACACUAUUUCAAGUCAGUAUACCAUAAAAACGUUCACUGCGUUUUGUCUUGGUUGUACUGAUCGUCGUUGGUACGUUCUAGUGAUCAAUGUGGAAUCUCUACAUGAUCGGUAGGAACGAUUUGGUAUUUUGGGAAUGUUGUUUGGAGAGCUGCACAGAGCUCCAGUAGGUCUACAUUUGAGUAGCGUCUUUUUAUCGGAUGUUCGCAGCCCUUAUUGCGCCCUACUCACCACACUGAUCCGUGGCAUGGCAGCUGUCACGGCUCAGCAGGCCCACGAAGACGAGGGCAUCUUUCUCGAGAAUGGUCUUUUGAGUUAUGAAAACCCGAACUAUCGGCUCGGUCCAUCUGAUCAUUUGGACGAUGCCCUGAACUCCAACACUGAACAGAAUAUCUACGAAGAGAUCUACCAGGAACUGAACGACAUCUGCAACAUGGGUCAUGGUGUGAAAGGACCUAUUUCGAGCACGGCCAGCAGAAAAACGUACGCUACUCUUGACGUUGGAUCCAUGGGGGUCGAUUUGAACUCGGGCCCUGUCACGCAAGACUUUAUCGACAACAGGAGGGGUAAUGAGUGGAACGGAAAUACCAUGUCUGAAAAGGAUAAGAAUGAAAGACCAACUGUUUGGGAAAAUAUAUGCGACCAAACUAACAACAAAGAAGAUGAAAAUGCCAUUCCGCAUAUCGUAGGGAACAUUACAAAUGAUCUAUAUGCUAUCCCAGUCAAACGAUAUGCUCAGAAAGCUGAUCUUGACAAAUGUAGCCCAGAAAAAGAAUGGGAUUGUCAAAACGAACUUCCUCCCGGUUGGGAGAAACAUGAAGACGAAGACGGACCAUACUAUUGGCAUAUAAAGAGUGGCACAAUCCAAAGAGAAAUACCAGUAGCUAGCAAGGACAGCAUACCCAAAUCGGAAUCAAAAUUCGAUUUGAAAGAGAGUGAUUUGAUCUCUUCGUUUGAGAGUAACUUUUCUGUAACUAGAAGCACCACAAGUUCAGCAUUGGAUCUUGAAAGUGACGAUAGGAAGAGGAAAGAAGAAAUGGCUUUGAAGAGGAGGAGCUUCCCUUCAAAAGCUGAUCAAGACCAGAAGGAACGUCCAAUUCGAUUUGCUGUGCGAUCAUUAGGUUGGGUGGAGAUUCCAGAGGAAGAUUUAACUCCAGAAAGGAGUAGCAAGGCUGUAAAUAAAUGCAUUGUGGAUCUGUCAUUAGGAAAGAAUGAUAUUUUGGAUAGUGUCGGAAGAUGGGGAGAUGGCAAGGAUUUGUUUAUGGAUCUAGACGAAGGGUCAUUGAAGCUGUUCGAUCCUGAGAAUUUAACAGUUCUUAAUACUCAACCAAUCCAUACAAUUCGUGUUUGGGGUGUAGGAAGAGAUAAUGGACGGGACUUCGCGUACGUGGCCCGCGACCGCACGAUCAGGAAGCACAUGUGCCACGUAUUCCGCUGCGACAUGCCGGCUCGCGCGAUCGCCAACACUCUACGUGACAUCUGCAAGAAGAUCAUGAUUGAACGCAGCCUGCAACAGAACCUGGCAAGGGUUGUGGGCGAAAUGGGGGGCAAUAAGGUGGCAGGGAAUGUGGCAGCCGCCGGCACAGCUUGCAGGCCGAACAACUUGCCGAUGGAGCAUCGGAGGCAGACACGGCCCGCCGGCACGUUUUUGAUGACAUCUUUUCCAACUCCGAUGGAGGAACCAAAGAAAAUUCUACGAGCACAGUACUUAGGCAGUACCCAGGUCUCGUCGUCCACGGGAAUCGAUACUUUAAAUGACUCUAUUGACAGAUUGGUAGCUAGUGUUCCGCCAGAAGAGUGGACGUCAGUCAACGUCGCCAUUGCACCUUCAAUGAUCUCCAUACAUCAUGCAGCUGAUGACCGGGUGUUAGCCGAAUGUCGAGUUAGAUAUUUAUCAUUCUUAGGAAUAGGCAAAGUAGUGAAGCACUGUGCAUUUAUAGUACAUACAGCGCAAGAUACCUUUAUGUCGCACGUAUUCUACUGUGAACCUUCGUCUGGAGCUUUAUGUAAAACCAUAGAAGCAGCUUGUAAGCUGAGAUAUCAGAAGUGCUUAGAUGCACAUCCACAUGGAAUAAGAAACACGACUACUAGUAGUAGUGCAACUACACCCAGUGCAGGCAUUGGAGCAGCUUUAAAAUCGAUUGUUGGUUCACUUAGAGGACGAAAAAGCAAAAGCACAGAAUCCUGAGAUAAAAGCAAUACUCUACAGGGGUACGCGAUGAACCCGGUAGAGCGCGAGGUAAUCAAGCACAGACAUCUACAGUCUCCACAUACCGGUAGGUAUUUCAACAACAGCAACAGCAGUAGCAACACCGCCAUCUUGCCAUCUCAUCACAAUCCCCUCUCUCCGAUUUCCCCUACCAUGGAUCUGCUUAGGCGUCUCCAUUUGUCCACAAACUGGGACUCGCUCAUUUACUGAUGCGUUUUUGGCCGGACAACAACGUAGAAUAAGUCGCUUAAAUUCUAAGUUACGAUUCGGUCUUUGGUACUCGACGCAAGGGAUGAAUGGUGGAUCGUCAUUCUAUAAGAGUUGUCUCAUCAAUUUUAAAAGAACAGUUAAAUCAUGUUAAAUCUUGAAAGAUUUUUUACGGAUUCAGGAAGUAGUACCUCUAGAUCGCGAGUGGCGUGUAAAAAGAAAAUUGAUAUCGGUUCAAAUGUCGCUAUCUAGAAUCAGACAGCUACCAUUACUUUGUCUGUCAAUAGACAGUUUUGGCAGUUACAAAUUCCGCAUAUGUAAAUGUUAUAACGUCAUUUAAAUCGUAAGAAGCCAACGGAUUAUAGGCUAACGUUAACGUUUACGCAUGCCAAAACUCUCUGUUGUCUAAUCAAUUAACAUAUCUUCACUUAAAAAGAUUACUGAGUUCUUCUAAAGGAAACUUAUUUCCAUUUUCUUACAUCUUUCAUGCAAUAAGUUAUAGCAGAGUUGCGAAAUUCGUAUACAGAGAAAUCCAAAUAUCACUGACAAGGUAAUGCGUACGAGAGAGAGGCUCGAGAAGCGUGCAAUACGUAUGUUUUACAAGGAGUGCGCCGAUGGCAACGUCCAUAGCCUUGUCAUUCGGGUUGCUAGGCAACGUGGUGCUUCGAUCUCUGCCUUAAGAUACCUAUUGCACGCUUCCUGUGCUUUUCUCUGUCGUACACGACAUAGUGAUAUAUGGAUUUCUCUGUAUAUAAUAUGGCACUAUAAAUUCCUCUUUUAGAAGUUGAAUAAAUGAUAAUUCUUAUACAGAUACAAUGUUACAAAAUUUUCACAUGAACAAUAUUGGUGUAGUUAGGGAUCUAACAUACACUCGACAGCAUACCAAACUAUUAUGUGCGAUUAGGUAAGAAACGCCAUCUAAAAGUGUGGCGUGCCAAAGCUGACACUGUCCUCAGCCAAUAUGCUGGAAUGACAGAAAGACCCCUACGUCUUCGGGCUUGUAUUCGUUUCAGCCAUACCAAACUAUAGUACGGAGUCGUAUAUACAAAGGGUACUAUAAAAUAUUUGCAAUGCAACUUUAUUUAUUGACUUCGUUCAAAGUAGUUUACACCACAUUUCAAUACGCUUCUGCAUCCGUCAAAACCAGUCCUUAAACCGGCUCUGCCAAGUUUCACCCGGGAGUGCGGUAGACUCGUUGUCUCAAGCCCUCAGAAGGUCCUCAUCGCUAGAAAACCGUUUUCCUUUUAGCUUCAUUUUCACAUGCGGAAACGCUGCAAAGUCGCAGGGAGCAAGAUCUGGACUGUAUGGAAGGGGCUCGAAUAAGUUUCAGUCCAGUAGUGGUCAAAUACUCGGUGCAGGCGUUGGCGCGGUGAGCUGGAACUUUGUCAUGGUGGACAUACCACGUGUCCAUUCUUGACUUUGGCCGCAGGUUUUUUAUAACUCUAUGACUUAAGCUGUGACUGUCUUGUGUCCAAAACGACACGCUUAACAGUCCCGCUCGAUUUGAAAAAUACAGCUAUCAUUUUUUCUUAACAGAUCGGGAUUCUCUGACGGCUCUGGGUGUGUCAUCAUCAAAGACCCAAAAUUUGCUUUGCGCCUUGGUCAGCACAUCGUAAUAAUAGAGCCAAGUCUCGUCACCUGUCAGAUGUUGUUCACUUACCGAGAUUGCCCCUUAUCAAAAAUGUUCAGCAUAUUUCGGCACCAUGUCGUACGACGAGUAUUCUGCUCUUCCGUUAGACUAUGCGGUACCCAGAAAGAACAAAGUUUGCUUAAGUGUAAAUGGCCAUGCAGAAUUGAAUGAAUUGCUGGUGCAUGAAGGUGUAAGAUCUCCUCUAUCUGUUGGUAUGUCAUUCUCCGGUCUUUGUCAAGCAUUUUCCUCACAGCAGUAAUGUUUUCCUCUGUUACUGACGUUCUCGGCCUUCCUUCCCUCUCAGCGUCCUCCUGACAGAAAUUGCUCCUUUGGAAUUCUCUGUACCACCUGAAUAUAGUCGUACUAUGUGGACAAUCAUUCUUUAAUGCAAGCGUCAUUUCUUCUAAGCACUGGUGUAUGCUUAAACCACGCGUAAAGUUAUACCGGAAAACUGCCAUUAUCUCACGACGUGACCACGAUUGCCCUAGUCCGCACUUUACACUGUCAAUACGAAUGAACAACUAAAUCAACAAACGUGCUGUUGGCGGCUACUAGGCACUCAUGGUCAUGUCUCAAAAUGCAGUAAGAUGCAGCCUCCUGCGUCCGUUUGUUAAGUCAUAUUGCAAAACUUUUAUAAUACCCUUUGUACUAACGCAGAACAAAAGGAACAGAAAAAGGUACGUUGUUAUUAAAGGAAAAUAAUGUUAAUAAUCAAUUCCACACGUCAAAUUAUUUCUUGGCAUAUAAACCAGAUCUUCAUUUAAAAAAAAGUCCAAAAAUCGACAAUAUUUCCUGUAGUGUGGUAAUUUUAUAACGUUAAUGAAAUAAUCAUCAUUUUGUAUAUGGUAUAUUUGAAACACCUUCAUAGUAACUAGUAGUAGUGGCGAGAUUAUUAGUCCCCAUUUAAUAGCUUUAUGUAAUUCAGUAUAUCCGUCCAUAUUUUGCAAAUAUUCAAGAAAUGAUUUUCAGUAAAACAUACAUCAUAGAGAAAAAACCCAUGUUCUUAUGUGUAAAUAAUACAUUGUGGCUUCGUAAUUAACGAAAAGCCAACAGACUGACGUGCUAUACUAUUGUAUUACUAAGUUGUCGUGCUAUUCCGCAGUUUUGAAAUAAAUGGGCUUCAAUAAUGGCUGGUCCAAAAAUUCAUGUAUGCAUGUUUAUAAAUGAUAUAUCUAAUCCAUUGUGCUUCAAUGCUUGAAACAUCCUCAAACUUUGUUGCUUUGAAGGCUCCAAUGUUCAAGUUUUUUCUCUGUAAUGUAUAUUUCGUCUCUAAAUUUCUACCCAUAUAAAUAUGAUUUAUCAUGCAGAUGACACGUAAUGCACUUAAUAAAUUGUUUUUGAUGUUUGUUGUCAUUCUGUGUUUUUUUGGAGUAGUUCAGUUAAUGAAUGUCAGCUUUGAUGAACAUGUUCCAUUAGAAAGUACUGAACUUAAUUGAAAAACCCGGCUGCGCGAAAAUGAGCAUACGUACCAUAGCAUUUCAAAUUGUGAAUAAAUUGAUGUGCCACAAAUAUAUGCCUAUCAAACCAAGGGCGGAUUUAGGAAUCUGUAUAUGGGAGGGAAAGGGCUCAGCCGUGAAGAAGAUGUCUGGGGGAAGAACGUGCACGUCACAGGUUCAGGUCUAGUAAGAUAAUUUUUACAUCAAGAUACAACAAUAAAUACCAUUUUAGUGAAAAAAAAUGCCAGACACCGUCUUCAGGCGUCGUCGUUGUCACCUCUUGGACUGUUGCCGCAGGUUACGGGAUUUCAUUUUCUGUCGUUGAGAAAUUUUGAGACUUCUAAGUCUCAGGAAUAAGUACGAGCGAAAUUGAGUGCUGAUAUUCCCUUAGAGAGUUGAUGUCAGGUUUGAGAAUUAACAGUUUCCUUCAAAUGGGAAAUGGAGUCUGUUUGAAUUACUUCUAUGGCUAAGGGAAUCACGUCUACUCGGCAACAUGGAAACAUCGUUUUGAACAAUAUGUUAUUCAAUCGUGUCAGUAAUUGUUUUAUUCAUAGAACUAUGACGAAAAUACCUAAAUGAGUAGCUUUAGUAAAAUUCUCUUAUUUGGAAUCAUUUUCAUUUAUUUGAUUUGCUGACAUCUAUUCGUCUUUCCCACAAUGCGCGAGUAAAACUACAAAGACACGAAUCUCAAUCAUUUAUGCAGGGUGAUGUGGGACGGAGUUAUCGUAUGUAAGUUUAUAAAAGUAUUAAACUUUUGUUGAUUAAAUUUAGAUGGCAAAACAAUAUGAAAAUAAUCUAUAUUUUCUUAAUUAACGCUCUCUUAGUAUUAGUAUUGAAGCUUAUUCAAUAUCUAGGAUAAAUCUAUGGAAAAUCCAGCAUUUUUAUUAAAUUGCAUUCGACUGUCUUGUUCAUUAUUACUUAAAGUAGUACUGUUCACUUGUUUGCAUAUGUUUGAUAUGUGAAUUACUCUGGUCGUACUGAACUUGACAUUGCCUUCGAAAAUACUGAGGUCUACGGUACUAUUUUAAAUGCAAUAUUCAUACAGGGUUUCCGUUGGCAGAAUUCGGAUUUCAAAAUCAAAUGUUUUCGUAACCAUUAGGCAGGAGAGCGGGGAAGGGGCCGCGCUAGCUUCGUUAUUCGUGCGGGUUUUUAUUCACGAUGUUGCAUUGGACGGGAUAACAACGCGCGUUCGCAAUGGAAGCUUAUUUAAAGGCGAAUGAAUCGUGUGCAACUGCUCGUCGACAAUUUUGUUCACGGUACAAUAUUCGACGAAAACGAUGCUUGGAGCAGUGAAAAACUGAUUUGUUAGUGGGUGCGGAGAUUCUGAGCAACAGGAUCAGCAGCAAACAACCCGCAUCUUAGCUUUUAAAGAAAAUAUCGUUCGCGGGGUUAAUGGUAUCCCACAAUCACUUCUGCAGCGAGUGGCACGAAAUACUGAGGCGAGAUUUCAAGAGUGUGCCCGUCCUAAUGGUCAAUAUUUACAUAGAUGACAUGAUUUUUAAGAAAUUAAAUUCGCACUAUUCUUCUGUAUAAUGAUUAUCGAAAUAGAUGUUUACCUUUUGUAGUUUUUUUAAUUUAGACUUUAAGUCCGAAUUUUUCCACCGGACACUCUCUGCAUAAUUAAUUCUAAAGGUAGGUCACAAAUGUUGAGACUUUGUUACUGAAUAACGAUUCAAAGAAAAAAAUUACGUAAGGCAUUGUGUCAUUAUUCAGAACAGUAGAUAUUUGAGAGUUUUUCAUGAAGUCAGUUUACCCAAAGUGAUUUUCACAAAAUUUCGGUAACACUGUCACCAAGGUAUUCGUUAUUUUCAUACUUCAUCUGAAUGUAUCCGGAAAUCUUAGACCAAUGUUAUUAUCUUACCCCAAACAUAUGCGAAUAAAAUAUUAUGUGUCACAAGAGCCACCUUUCAUAUAUGGUAAUAUGAAUGUAAACCAUAACUUUAAUGUACGAUAUCUGCUAGGCCGUAAAUGUGAAUAUCUGUUAUUUCUUGGCACAUAAAGCAAUUAUUUGUAGAACAGUGUAUAUAUGUUAAACAUAGCAAUAUUUGCAAUUUCAACUAUUUUAUUUGAUUAUUGUUCAAAAUAGUCACAUUGUUCUAUAAGCUCUCUGGACCUUUGCAUCUGCAAGUUAGAACCAAAGUUAAUAACACCAAACAUUUUUUAUGUUUUCAUAGUUCUGCUUGUGUUCUUUAUUUUUGGCCUGACGAUAUUGGCUUGAUGGCUAUUUUGAACAUAUAUUCAAAUCUGUUUGUUAUUUAAUUGUACACGGAUAUUUUAAUGAUGCACUGUCAUUUCUCUCGCUACAGAAAUUUUCAUUGAAGUGUAUCACAGCAAAAUUGAAAAUGUAUUUUAGAUAUAUGUUUUAAAAAAGUCCAGUAUGAGAUGAAAAUAUUAACUUUAUAGAGUCAGAUAGGGUACUCCCAAAAUGAACCAAAGGAUAAGUUAUCAUUCACUGUUAAAGGUUACCUUGUAUUCACAAACCGAAACUAUUUGACCAUAAUGAAGUAAAUUCAGUUGAGCCUAACGUUUUCUAGAUAUUUCACUACAAAUCAUCAUUUCUAUUGGCUGUGUAUACCUCAAUUUAACUGUGGAGCUUAAGUGGAUCAUAGCUGGUGCUGUAGAAACACUCAUUACUAAAAGACUGCUAAGCUUCUAAGCAUUGAAAAUAUAAGUGGUGAAACAAAAAGUAUAUAUAUUUGAAAUACAUAAUCGAAAAACUCAUUCAUGUGAAAUAUAUAGCUACUGAAAAUAUUCAUUAUUUUAGGGAAAUUGUUACAAACCCGGUUUAUAGAAAAUGCUCUCGGUAAUAGCUAUUGAAUAUGUGGAAACUAUAAAAUGCUUUGCCCCACAGCAUGUCAUUUUGAAUUUGUAUGAGUAGAUACACAAAAUUACGUUUUUUUUCUUCCUAGAAGUAGUUGGAGUGGCAACAAAAAAUUAAUAUAUUAAUAAUAAUGAAAAUAUAAUUAACAUAUAGUAAUAUGUUAUCACAGGUGAUUCUUAUUAUUACACAAGAAAGUUAUGAUGAGAACCAAUUUGUGGGGACAAGCUUUUCAUAGUUGAUGUUGCUGUUGAUAUUGCAAUUUCCAUUUGUCAUACGUCAACGCGUAUGACCGUCUGCACUUUUUAUUUCCCAAAGAACCUCUGUAAUAAAACUUAGCCAGGUAAGAAAACGCAAUUAUGGAUAUUGAUUUCGUGAUUUUUAUGUAACAAAGUUAAAUUAAGCUUUAAAUAACUGCCGUAUUAUUUAGUUCAAAUAAUGUUUUAAAUAUUUUUCCAUGAGAAAAUUACUUGAUAUUCUGCCAGUAUAUUUUUUGCUUAUGUUAUGUUCAUUGAAUGGGAAGUGGUAUAUGAUAAAAUCAGAUAUUUGUACAACUUGUUAGAUUUAUUUUUCAGUACGUCACAUAAUUUAUAUUAUUUUUGGGUUUGCUAUAUAGUGGAUCUAUCAAAUUAUGGAAGAGUUUCUUUAUUAUCAGAUUGAUCUUGUUCAUCAAAUUAUAAUUUACAAAAGGUUCAGUACAUAUUGCAUUUAAAACUAUUACAUUUCAAGCAUCUUGAAAUUCGUUUUAUCUUAUUUUUACUUAAGUACUAAUUUUUUAGGUCAUAAUGCUUUAUGUCUGUGUUCACUUUUAUUCUCUAAUUCUAUUAUACAUAUUUAUUUUCUCAUAAUCAUAGUAGUAGUGCACUAGACUUAAAUAGAAGUAUUACAUAAAAGCAUUGUUGCAUAUUGAUAUCCAGAUCGUGCUUGUAAAGAGAAGUAUUACGCUUGUUUGUACCAUAAGAAAAUAUUAAACAUUCAACAUGAAAAAUCAAUGAACAAUAAUUGUGGUAUGGUGUUUCAUUGUAAAUAAUUUCAGAUGCUAUUAAGACUGCUUGAAGUCCUUUAUAUAUCUGCUUAGUGAAAAGAAUGAAAGGCAACAAAAUAAAUGAUUUUUUGUA
Molecule: messenger RNA, 9583 nt
Organism: Acanthoscelides obtectus
Lineage: Eukaryota; Metazoa; Arthropoda; Insecta; Coleoptera; Chrysomelidae
Source: the annotation of a GenBank genome assembly